Molecule: messenger RNA, 438 nt
Organism: Gongylonema pulchrum
Lineage: Eukaryota; Metazoa; Nematoda; Chromadorea; Rhabditida; Gongylonematidae
Source: the annotation of a GenBank genome assembly
AUGUACGGCCGACUGAAGACGCGCAUCCUUGAUCGUGUGAAAAGCGAGCUGGCCAAACUGCUCGAUGUUUCGGAUUCGACACUAGAAUUCCUCCAGCACCUCAAUCGUUUUUGGCUUGAUCACUGCGAUGAGAUGAAUAAUAUACGCGGCUUAUUUCUGUAUAUGGAUCGUGCCUUCAUUAUGCGCUAUCCCAACAUGUUACCGCUUUGGGAUCUUGGAUUGGAAAUUUUUUGCAACGAAGUGAUGAAUAAUACACAUAUUCGAAAGCGUUGUGUUGAUGGCGUUCUCAGAAUGAUUGAAAGUGAGAGAAGUGGUGCACAGGUUUGUUAUAAUUGCUUUGAACAGUUGAUCUUUCCUUGUGCAUUUACAUUGAGCUAUGAAUACAAACCGGUGGUUAGCGCCAGCAGGCUGCAACACAUCCCGAAUGAAGUACUCUGA